This is a messenger RNA of Truncatella angustata, 1689 nucleotides long. RefSeq names its product amidase signature domain-containing protein. Lineage: Eukaryota; Fungi; Ascomycota; Sordariomycetes; Amphisphaeriales; Sporocadaceae. The transcript is spliced from 3 exons. Bases 1 to 1689 code for a protein of 562 amino acids. The record is from RefSeq and is a predicted model, not a curated record.
AUGGCUACGCCGAGUACCUCGUGGGAGACCCUGGCAGCCGCAAAGCGAGAAGCCAUCCUCAACUCCAUCCCCACGAAAUGGAGACUGGCUAGCAUCCCCUCAGUAGAGGAGCAGCGCGAUGUUACAGGCACAUAUUUGCAAGAUUUCCUUUCUCCUAGAGAGAUCGAGAUAACCGAGACAGAUGCUGUGGGGAUAGUGGAAAAGACGUCUUCAGGUCAGUGGACCGCAGUCGAAGUGGCGGAAUCUUUCUGUCACAGGGCCUCCUUGGCCCAUCAGUUGCUCAAUUGCCUCCAUGAGACUUUCUUCGACGCUGCAUUAGCCGACGCGAAGGAGCUUGAUGAGUAUAUGGCCCAGCACAAGAAGCCGAAGGGCCCUCUGCAUGGUCUUCCCGUGUCGUUGAAAGACCAGUUUCACGUCAAAGAUGUCGAGACGACCAUGGGGUAUGUUGGCUGGAUUGGCACUUUCCAAGGACUCAAGGGAGACAAGCGCGCAAAAGUAUUCGAGAGUGAAAUGGUACGCGAACUCCGCCAGCUUGGGGCGGUACUCUACUGCAAGACCAGUGUCCCGCACACUCUAAUGUCUGGAGAGACAAUUAACAACAUUAUUGGGUAUACUUGGAACCCAAAGAAUCGCAACCUCUGCUCUGGUGGCAGCUCUGGUGGUGAAGGAGCGCUGAUAGCAUUUCGUGGUUCGCCUGGUGGGUUCGGCACAGAUAUAGGUGGUUCUAUUCGUAUACCCGCAGCCUUUUGUGGUCUCUUCGGCCUCCGUCCAACCAUAGGCAGACUUCCAUACGAGGGCAUGGCAAACGCAAUGGAUGGACAAAAUACGGUGCUCAGCGUAGUCGGACCGCUUUCGACCUCUGCCGGUGGUCUCAAGCUCCUAACCAAAGCCAUACUAUCCGCCGACCCCUGGAACCACGACCCACUAGUGACGGAAAUGCCUUGGCGAAACGAACUCGAAAAUCAGACCAAAGAUUAUCUGGCUGCGUCUGAUCUCGCUGUCGGUAUUUUUGAGCACGAUGGCGUAAUUGGAAUACACCCGCCUCUCAAGCGCGCAAUGAAAAUCGUUCGCGACAUUUUCAGUUCGUCUGGUAAUAAAGUCACAGACUGGCAACCACCAAGCCAUGGAGCCAUCGGGGACUUGGUACUCAAAACAUGGGUCUACGAUGGAGGUAAAGAUAUUUUGGAGGCUUUCAAACUAUCUGGCGAACCAUGGGCACCACAGAUAAACCUCCUCGCCGAAUCACGACCGCAGGCGACUGCGUCUGAAAUUGCUGCUGUCAAUCGCGGACUGCGGGAAAAGCGAAAGGAGUAUCUCGACUACUGGAACAGUACACAAAACACAAGCGGGACUGGGCGACCGGUUGAUGUGUUCGUCUCACCUGUGGCGCCAUUCGCCGCUGCGCGCGAAGGCAGAUAUGACUAUUACGGCUACACUUGGUAUGUCAACGGGCUGGAUCUCCCUAGCAUCGUCGUCCCCAUCACGACAGCAGAUCGCCGCGUAGACGUCCCCGAUACUUCAUACAAGCCGGUGAGCGACCUGGACAAGAAGAUACAGAAUGACUACGAUCCCGAGAUAUACCAUGGCACCCCGGUCGCGCUCCAGUUGGUUGGUAGAAGAUUUCAGGAGGAGAAACUUCUGGCGAUCGCUGAGUGGCUAGAGCAACAGCUCAAGGGCUACCAACCAUAA